Branchiostoma floridae (Florida lancelet) is the source of this 1245-nucleotide messenger RNA. Its product is annotated as nuclease EXOG, mitochondrial-like. The transcript has 5 exons. NCBI's taxonomy places the organism in Eukaryota, Metazoa, Chordata, Leptocardii, Amphioxiformes, Branchiostomatidae. Gene Ontology annotation, molecular function: single-stranded DNA endonuclease activity; 5'-3' exonuclease activity; RNA endonuclease activity. Gene Ontology annotation, biological process: apoptotic DNA fragmentation. The record is from RefSeq and is a predicted model, not a curated record. Gene Ontology annotation, cellular component: mitochondrial inner membrane; nucleus. Bases 28 to 876 code for a protein of 282 amino acids.
GGUACUAAAAAGAUUUUCCACAAUCAGAUGGCGGAACAACAAAGACCGUUCGCCCGAGGGUUCGUCUGUGGACUGCUCGUUGCCUUGGCUGUGGCGUGUGCUUAUUUGCUGUUCAUGCAAGAAGAAGUUGACCCAUUGGUCAAGAGAGGAGCAGAGAUUCUAAAGUAUGGCGUCCCAGAGAGAGGCCCAGCCGUACAUUACCUCCACAAUCAUGUUCUAGCUUACGAUUCUGCCAAACGAACUCCACUGUGGGUGGCUGAACACAUCAAAAGCAAGCACUUGCAGGGUCCAGCCGAUCGGAAACACUCAAAAUUCAAACCAGACCCCAGCGUUGACCCGAUGUUCACAGCAUAUGACAGAGAUUACCGGAGAAGUGGCUGGUCCAGGGGCCACAUGGCACCAGCUGGAGACAACAAGUUUAGUCAGGAAGCAAUGGACGACACUUUUCUCUUUUCCAACAUCGUUCCGCAUGACAUUGACAACAACUCGGGGUUCUGGAACAGGCUUGAGAUGUACUGUAGGGACCUGACCAGCAGGUUUGAGGAUGUUUACGUGCUGACUGGCCCACUGUACCUUCCCACUCAGGAAGGCCAACAAAAAGUGGUCAAAUACCCGGUAAUAGGAGAGAAUGAAGUAGCUGUCCCCACACAUCUGUACAAAGUCGUCAUUGCGGAGCGAACCGACACCCCAAUUUCCAUGGGUGCUUUCAUCGUCCCAAACCAACAAAUCGGCUACUACCAAAAUUUUACAAUCUUCCAGGUUCCAAUAGAAGAUUUAGAAAAGUCUUCAGGAUUUAAGGUUUGCCCUCAUUUGGACCGAAGCAAGACCAAGAAUUUGUGUGAAGUUGACUCAUGCAAAUUACGUAACAGGAAAUAGUUUGAACCUUUAUUGGAUGAAAUUCAAGAGAUAGAGAGAGAGAAGAAAAAUAGUAAAAAAUAACUAGAGGAAAAAAAGGUUUAAACCAAACCAAUAUCUUGUUGAUUUGCAUAAAAAGAUAGCACAUUCAUCAAAACAGAGUGAGGAAUAAUAGAAUAAGUAUGUUGAUUAUACAGUGUUGUCUAUAUGUUCUUAUGAAGAUAAACCUUCAGGUAUUACAUUUAAAUGCAUUAAUUUAGAUGAAAUUAGGUAAUAAGUAAACUUCGGCAUAAGUUAAUUCAAACAGCUUUGAAAGCUUUAGACUGUUUAAAAUUAACUAUUAAACAUAUUUCAUAUUCUGUACUAUUUGGUUGAACAUAUGAAUUUUCA